GCCCAAUUGGCUUUUGAUUCUGUGGCCAUGGACUGCCUGACUUGACACGACACUUUCUUCUUCCUUCUUUUCUUUCUUCUCUCCCUCAGUACUCCACUACUUACUAAUAAUCAAAAUCAAUUUAAUACUAUUAUUAUUAUUAUUACGUAUGUUUUACUACUAUUUAGUUUUCUUUCCGAACUAUUGGUUCUUCUGUUCUGUUCACUCUCAUCUGUCUCUAACAACAGACAUAAAUAAUAUUUUGUUUUUGGUCCUCUCCCUUUCUUUUGUUUUGUUUUGGGAUUUCUGGUUUGGUUCAUCACAGAAUUCAUUCAUUACUCCAUUUGUCCCAUCAUUCAUCGUCCUAUAAUCGAUCAUCAUCAAUUCAUUGUUUCUUCUUUCCUCCACACUUCCCAGCCCCAUAUCUCUCUCUCCCCUCUUUCACACUUCACACCAUUAAUAUCAAACCCACCCAACAAAAAAAAAAAUUAUCGACCCCUUUUCAAGUUUCAAGUGUUUGUUGUUGAUAUUGGAUUUUCCAUUUGGUUUGGUGGGUUUUGUGUGACUUUUUUUUUUUCUUUUUUUCUCUUUUUGUCUCAGUCUGUCUACUAUAAACUUCUUUCAAGAUUUUUAUGUUUUUGGUUUCGUGGGAGUUUUCUGGGUAAAAGUUCAAUUUUUGAAGUCUCCCAUGUUGGACAUUACUGCCAUUACUGUCGACCGAUCGGGGAAGAAAUGAAGGAUGCGUACACUUUGUGAUGUUUGUGAGAGUGCCGCUGCCAUCCUUUUCUGCGCCGCUGAUGAAGCUGCUCUUUGCCGCGCCUGUGAUGAUAAGGUUCACAUGUGUAAUAAGCUUGCUAGUAGGCAUGUAAGGGUUGGGCUCGCUAUACCGAGUGAUGUUCCCCGAUGUGAUAUUUGUGAAAACGCACCUGCAUUCUUUUACUGCGAAGUGGAUGGAAGUUCUCUAUGUUUGCAAUGUGAUAUGGUAGUUCAUGUUGGAGGAAAAAGAACCCAUGGAAGAUAUCUCCUUUUGAGGCAGAGAGUAGAGUUCCCCGGGGACAAACCUUCGCGUGUGGAGGACCCUGCUACACUUCCUCCUGAUGAAGUUAAAAACAAGCGGGAAAAUAGUCAAUCGCACAAACCAGUAACUGGAGAUAACAAGCAAAAUCACAAGGUCCCUUCUAUCCCACUCUCAGAUGGCAGUUCUGAUGGGCAAGCCAAGAUGGAAAACGAAAUGAUAGAUUUAAACAUGCAGCCUAGUCGGCUGGAUGGCCAAGCAUCCAAUUUCCAGGUCUGAAUUUGCUGCAUAAAUGAUCUGUUUCUUGGCAUAUUGAACUUAAAAUAUGACCAAUGAUAUUGUAUACUUUAUACGUUUGGCUGCUGUUUUAAUGUUUAUUUUGGCUUGAAAAACUAUCCUUGUUCAGAGUAUUUAGGAUAUUGAAACUAUGGAACAUCACUCAAUGGCUAAUUGCCUAAUUGUACUGCUGAGAAGUAAACUUUUCUUUAGUGUUUACUUUUAAUCUCGCCCUUACUGUGACAGGAAUUGUAGUUGAAGAGGCUCUUUUUCUGCUGUGGACAAGAUGGAUUCGAAGUGAGUGCCAAAUGAAGAACUAAACACCCAUGCAGUAGCUUCUACUUGCACUUGGCCUUUAACUAUCUCCAUUAGUUUCUUUUAGGGUCAAUCCCUUUUCCACCUUCUUUUUCCCUCUUUUUCUUGGGAGUAUUCUCAUUGUCUCCCAAGUUUUAUGUUAAGUUUGCAACGCCGCAAAGGAAGCAGAUCUAGUUGGCUAGUAACAUCUUGUAGGGUAGAUUAGUGACUAAGAAGGCAAAAGCUUGUCAUGAACUGAAGUUGGUAGUGUUUUGUUUUUACUUCAUGUUGUGGUGUCUUCUUGAUCUUACCGUCGUUAUGCUGGAACGACUGCGUCUGUAUUGAGUUCCGGAAUUCUUAUGUUGCUCAUAGAAUGUGUAAAGUUGGAGAACGAACCGAAGGCAAAGUUACUCGAUUAGGUUCUUGGCUAAGAGAAUUGAAACUGUCUCAAUUUCUGUGGCCAUUUCGUUAAUUUGUCUAGUGUUUCCAAAAACAAAAGAUUGGUAUUUAUAUACAUGAUAACUCAAUAUCAAUAAAUAACAAGAAUGAAUGUAAUUUAAAGGUAAUUUUGGAUGAUUUCCUCAACAGCUAAUUUGAACUAUAUCUAUGUAUAAGUAUCGAAAAUAGUACAAAUUUCAAG
This is a messenger RNA of Oldenlandia corymbosa var. corymbosa, 2204 nucleotides long. NCBI's taxonomy places the organism in Eukaryota, Viridiplantae, Streptophyta, Magnoliopsida, Gentianales, Rubiaceae. The record is from the annotation of a GenBank genome assembly.